Messenger RNA from Melanotaenia boesemani (Boeseman's rainbowfish), 4000 nucleotides. RefSeq names its product FOS like 2, AP-1 transcription factor subunit (gene fosl2). Gene Ontology annotation, molecular function: DNA-binding transcription factor activity, RNA polymerase II-specific; RNA polymerase II cis-regulatory region sequence-specific DNA binding. Gene Ontology annotation, cellular component: nucleus. The record is from RefSeq and is a predicted model, not a curated record. The transcript is spliced from 4 exons. Bases 919 to 1947 code for a protein of 342 amino acids. Lineage: Eukaryota; Metazoa; Chordata; Actinopteri; Atheriniformes; Melanotaeniidae. Gene Ontology annotation, biological process: regulation of transcription by RNA polymerase II.
UCUGACGCUCACUUUACCAAGGAAACCCACACGCGCACUCUGACGCAACUGCCCAUUUUAGGAAACAUGCGUCAAUGGACCGAUGCAAGUGAGACAAAUGGUGAACUCCGGAGCGGCUACUGACGUCCGAAACAACUAAUUCAUAUUGGAGACAUAUUUUCUCUGUUUUUAACUGUAAAGUCGUAUUUCGACAAUGUCUCCAGAGCCCACUGGGAGAAGCAUGGUCAGAGCGGAUCUCUCUUUCGCUGCCUUAUGCAGAACAGGCCCCUCCCUGGCUGGAGUUGCAACGCCCAGGCGUGACGUGGGCCGUUUCGUUGGUGUUGAAAAGCCGUUGCAGUUCUUCAUAGUGCCAUUGAAGUGAGUCAUCGCUAGGAAGUGGGGGAAAAGGAAAAGAAAAAAAAAGUUCGAACUGUUCCGUGAACAGCAGAGCGCUCCGAGUAGAGAAGUAGGCAAGGCGACGGAAAAUAUUCUGAAGACUGAAAACAGGCAAUAGGCUUUAAAGCGAACGUUAACCUGCGUGAGUCACUGACUACAUGUUUACUCGUCUCUGCUGGAUUUGGCUGCUGAAAAGGUGUGCUGCUCACUUUAGAAUUGAAGUUUGCGCACCUGAGAGGAUCUUUGAGAGAGUAGUCUACCUGCGGAGCAGAAUAAUCAAAGCACAAUAAGUUGAAGACUUAACAAGCAGGCUAACGCUGCAGAAAAAAUAUCCAACUUGCAACAUUUGUCAGAUGUUUUAGGCUAAUUUUGAGAAACAUAAUUGCACUUUGCGUUUUCCAACUCGUUCUUGGAUAUCUCAAUUAACGUCUUGAGUCAGAGGAUUUUUAUUUUUCCUGUUGGUGCCUUUUAAAGCGGGGAUUUAAAGAAAAAAAAGGCUCCAGAGCUCAAACAGUCCACUAAAAUCUUCAUCUUUCCUGGACCAUGUACCAGGACUACUCCGGGAACUACGACACCUCGUCCCGCGGCAGCAGCACCUCUCCGGCCCAGCCAGAGUCCUUCACAAGCGGCAGCAGCACGAUCGGAAGUCCGAUCUCUACCUCAAGCUACCAGAAGUAUAGGGUUGACAUGCCUGGCUCCAACAGUGCCUUCAUCCCCACAAUCAAUGCAAUCACAACCAGCCAAGACCUGCAGUGGAUGGUGCAGCCCACCGUCAUCACCUCCAUGUCCAAUCCUUACUCUCGUUCCCACCCGUACGGCCAUCACCUGACCAACGGGCCGGGGCUGCUGGCGCACAACACCUUGGCUCGGCCUGGGGUCAUCCGCUCUAUCGGCGACGCCAGAGGCCGACGCAAGAGAGAUGAGCAGCUGACCCCGGAGGAAGAGGAGAAAAGGAGGGUGAGACGUGAGAGGAACAAGUUGGCUGCAGCCAAAUGCCGCAACCGCAGACGAGAGCUCACAGAGAUGCUGCAAGGGGAGACGGAGAAGCUGGAGGAGGAGAAGGCAGACCUGCAGAAAGAGAUCGAGAAUCUUCAGAAGGAGAGAGACAAGCUGGAGUUCAUGCUGGUCGCCCAUAACCCUGUGUGUAAGUUGCCCAUAGAGGAGCGGCACCAGCAGCAGCAGUGCACCCCACUCCCGCUCACCAUGCGCCCCAACAUGGCCGGACGGGCUCAGAUGAGCCAUGUGGUUGUGAAGCAGGAACCAGAGGACACGGAGGAAAACGUGGGCAAAUCUCAGCGCUCCGUCAUCAAGCCGAUAUGCCUGGGUGGCAGUGGCAUCAGCGGUGGGAUGUACUGCCCGGACGGAGACAGCCUGAACACGCCGGUAGUGGUGGCGUCCACCCCGGCCAGCACGCCAAACGCCCCCAACCUCAUAUUCACCUAUCCCACCAUGCUGGAGCCCGAGAGCCCCUCGCCCUCCUCCGAGUCCUGUUCCAAGGCCCACCGGCGCAGCAGCAGCAGCGGCGACCAGUCCUCCGACUCCCUCAACUCACCCACCCUCCUGGCGCUCUGAGUGAGAGGGGGGGGGCGCCACUGUGAAACAAACACUGUGGUUGAAAAGCAAAGCGAGGAUCGACCGCCCCUCCAUCCCGAGACCCUCCGGUGUCUUUAAAGCACAUAGAAAAGUCCAGACCAAGCUGACCAUGUGAGCCGUUUCCCCCUCUGGAAGGAGACCCACAAGGGCUAUGCCGCGUUUCUUCUCGUCCGACUUAGCGUGAAAUUUUCUACUCGUCAUCGUGUGUGCAGUGACCCUGAACGGCAUCGUCCCGUCGCCAUUUCAACUCCAGAGCGUCAACUUGUUUACUGACAGUUCUGCAGAAAGACACGCCUGUUUGUGGCUGCAACCAGAGAACGACUUCUUAAUAUAUAUUUUUUGAAAAUAUCUAAAAAGCCAUGUGGCUGACACUUGCACUCUGCCAAGACCAAUCAGUCAAUAAAUCACUAAAGCGAGGUCAGCGUUCUUCUGGGACUUCUGAGGAGAGACGAUGAGCAUUUUUCAUUUAAAUUCAUCCUUGCAAUUCAGGAUAGAGUGUACACUUUUCUGAUGUUAUUUCCAUCUCUUUAAGUGUAUUUAUGGCCUGUGCUGAUUGAAUUUUACAGUGUUUUGUUGAGACUUUGUCCUCUCCUUUAAUCUGCCUGUAGAAAAGCGACGCGGCCGUCUGCAGGAUGACCCGAGCACUCCUCAGUGUUGCAAAAGGAUACGAGCCAACUUUUCAAUCAGUGACUAGUUCCUCAAUACUUUCUAUUUUGCCAUAGUGGCUUGACUUUAUAGUAUUGUGUGCUUUUCCUCAGUGAUUCUGUACCUGAACUUUACAAUCUGUUUUUGACAAAGUGUAUGUGAUUUACAUCGAUGUCAGGGAUCAUCUCUCGUGUAGUAGAACCCCGUUGUGAGGAGCGUCGGCAGCAGUACUGCUGGCUGCUGCAGAGGCGGUGCUUUUUAAACUUUCAUCGCCAAGAGGUUCAUCUUUUCGCUCAAACAUUUAAAAAAAAAGUUUGAACAAAACCCUCCUGCGCUGCACUUCUUUGUUCUUGAAACAUCUUACCUUUUCUCCCCUCCUCAAUGCUGCCUCUCAGAAGGCAGGUCAGGUUUCAAAAAGCCAAAAAAUGGUUUUGUAUGACGUGUAAUCCUGUAAUUCGUCCAUUUUUGUCUAAAAAGGAGGGAUUUUGCUCAAAUUUAAAAAGAAAAAAAAGCCACUGUGGUCUAGACUGUUGCCAGCUGCCAAUGAUGUCAACCCUGUUUAUACAGUGUUUGUAAAUCUGUCACUUUUAGUAAAGAAAUGAUGUUUAAAUUCUGCUCACAUGUGCUGAUUUCUGGGAGCAACAUGGAGGUACUUAGUGGAAGCUGGACUGAUUCACUGUUUGGCGAUGAGGAAGGGAUGAAGAAAACUCUCUCUACAGCUGGCCUGACAUGAAAGAGUGGAUACUGAGUUCUACCAAGAACGUCUUUGUCAUUAUUUUUACAUGUGUGUAUCUUAAAGGGAUGAGGGUUUUAAAUACGAUGCACUGAGAAGGAUUUAGCAGCGACAUCUGAGACUGUUUACUUGAGACAUUCCUAAUGAAUUUUAUGUCGGGGGGAGGGCGGGUGGGGUGUUUAAAGGAGGUCGCCAUCUUUGUUCCAACCUGUUUUAUAACCAGAGAAAUUAAAAGUUGUGCUUGGAUGAAUUUUGUUGUGCUGGAUGCAGAAAACUACAAUUUGCUGCUACUUGUUUGGAAAGAACGUGUGGGCUGUUUCUAUCUCGAUUUAAUGUGACUGGUUGUUUCACGAUGUGAUGCAGCGGGGCUCUUUAAUCCUGUACGUCAACACGAAGAGGCGAGACGAUAACCAAAAACAUCAGUGUGUCUGAGUGUUGGAAUAUCCCGGAGCCCCUCGACACACAUAGGAAAGCCAUCGACUGUAGAUCUUCUACUGUACAAGUCAUCUACUGUCUGUCGCCUGUUCAACUAUAACUUCUUUUCCAAAUGCUUUAACUGUUUAAAAUGAUUCAAAAUUAAUAAAAAAACAGCAAUAUGUAUAGCAGUGUUUGUUAAUUUAAAAGAGUAAUAAUAAAAAUCAUUUUCGACUUGGA